Puccinia triticina is the source of this 774-nucleotide messenger RNA. RefSeq lists its product as uncharacterized. Bases 1 to 774 code for a protein of 257 amino acids. The transcript is spliced from 2 exons. The record is from RefSeq and is a predicted model, not a curated record. Lineage: Eukaryota; Fungi; Basidiomycota; Pucciniomycetes; Pucciniales; Pucciniaceae.
AUGGAACCGGCGAAGCAGUUGCAGGGCUAUACGGUAACAGUCGAGCGAGCCGAAAAGGCAAGGGAGAUUUCAUCCGUGCUCGAUGUUCUGGAGCACUUGACCGACAAGUACAGCUUCCAGCUCGAACAUCUCACGUCAGGCAAGAAAGACCCAAAUCUCACCAUCAAGCACAUGGCCGGGAAGGUCGAAACAUUUGAGAAACUACAUUCGCUCCUUCUCCCGUCAAUUAGAGACCAGCUCACUGGCCGAACCAAACCCAUGAUCCAAUCAACAUCCACUACCGACGAUAACAACCAGAGAAACACCAACAGAGCAUUGAUUCCCGAAGUAGCCAAGUUUGCCAUACCGCUCAUCAAAUUGGCAAGAAUCUUAAUCAAGAAAACAUUGGGAAAGAUCUUCAAGAAACAACAAUCAAUAUUGGGUACUACACUAGAACUUAACUCGGAGACAAUGUCACAGGUAUACGAAACCCCUCAGUUGAUCUUCGGCCUCAAGCCCCUGGCCAACCUCUUAUGCAUUCAUUAUGAUCACCCAACUGUUGAAAAUCAAGCCAAAAUUUGUGACACAGUGGAAAAAAUCCCAAAAGAAAUGGAAUCUACCUUAACUGUUCUGCAUUUAUGUCUGAUUCCCUUCCUGGCCCAAAUCAAAGAUCAAGAUUCACCCAAAACUCAAUUGGAGUCUUUCCUUCCGAUCUUAAGACAAUCUUGGGAUACGGCUAGUGAUCAUUUGAUGGAUGUUAUCUUGUCCUUCGAAGUUGAGCAAAUAGCCAUUUGA